AUGGCGCACCACCAGGUCCUGGUGUCAUCAGGGCAGCCCAGCGGACAGCCUGCAGCCAUUGACACCAACAAAGACGUUGGAGCUCAGGAUAGUGAGAAAGAGGACUUCAGAGUGACUGCCGUUGAGCCGGCAUAUGGUCUCCGGUCGGGGGGCUAUGCAGUGCUCAUCAGGGGCAGAUACUUUGGUCCAAUGGGAUCAUCCCUUCUGGCAACGAUCGGCGACGUUCCUUGUAAUGAGACCCGCUGGCUAAGCUCCGAAGCCCUGCACUGCCUGGUUCCGUCUGGCAGGGGGGUCAAUCUGCCAGUAAAAGUGCACCUCUGUUUGUGCCAAAACGUCGAUCCUUCCAAAAACGUCGAGGGGUCGGGCCGCGGUCUUCCGACAUCGCGCGUCGGAGAAACGGUUUCAGGCACGCAAGUUACGUUCUCGUAUGAGGAGGAUGCCGUUAUAGCUGCGACCAAGCAUCUCGAUAUGGGCUGGACCGAUUCACCAAUAUUACUGCACAGAGGCCUGCUCAAAGAAGAAUUGAGCAAGGCUUCCAAGCUGCUCAGCGCAAAGGAGAAUCAGUUGCCCGAUGGAAGUGAGGAGGAAAGCACGCGGGUAUUCCUCGAGCAGCCGCAACGCAUCCCUUAUGAGUUCCGGAACAAGAGCUCAGGCCUUAUUGACACCUUUAUGGUUGCCCCGGCCAUGCUCAAGCUCCUACCGUCCGUCGAUAGUCAAGCACGCUAUGCGUCCUGCGCCGUCAUGGGUCAUUCUGGAGCGUUGAUUGGUAGCCGGCUGGGGCCGUUGAUCGACGGCCACGAAGCCGUCUUCCGCUUUGACAACGCGCCCACCAUUCCGCGGUAUGGACCGGACGUCGGCGAGAGAACCACGUACCAGGUUUUGGACCACCGGUGGGCGCGCGUGCUCAUCGGCGCGAGCAGUGACCGGCCCGACCACAUCCGCGAGGUCGCGCGCUGGUGGUCCGACACAGCGUCCGUCGUCCUCUGGGCGCCUGUCAAGUUCUUGUCGCCCGAGUUUGUGUCCACCGUCCAAGCCACGACCCUCCGCCUGCGCCGCGUUCUGGAGUCGAUUCUCCUCCCGGGCGCGCCCCCCGAGGAUGAGCGCGCGCAGGACGCGGCCGCGCGCGCACUCGAGUGGAGCGCCAACGCGGCGCCGACCUCGCUGUUCAAGACGGUCGCGCUCGCGACGCGCGCGUGCGACCAGGUUACUUUGUAUGGUGUUUACGGCCCGUGUAUCGCCACCAAGAAGACUUGCCACUGGCGAUACUUCGACGAGCGGGAGCCAACGGAACCGGAACGACGACGGACGGAAUGGGAGGAAACCAUACUCUUAGCUCUAGAAAGGGCGGGUUACCUUAACAUAACCGCCUUCGGCAAAACGGAGGGCCGGAAGGCGGGCUACGUCGAAGGGGCGCGCGUCGGGUUGUCCCCACAAACGGAAACGGAAAGGGAAAAGGAAACGGAAUUGAGGAGCAACAUGAACAGAACCGAUGAGCAGUCUCGGCGACAAAACACGAGCGCCGCACUGGCGGAGUGUCGCCAAAAGGCGUGCCUUCCGUCCUGCGGGUCCCACGGAACGUUCCGCGACGGAAAGUGCGUGUGCGACUCGAUGUACAGCGGAACGGAUUGCGCGGAAAGCGUGUUGCUAUCGAAGGGGAGAAACAUACUGGACGGCUUGGAUUUGCGGUACAAGGGCCCGAUGAGGAUGAAUCGGGAGGAGGUAGAGGAAACUAGAGACGGGAAGCUGGUGAUCAAAGUGCCCGAGGGGACGGCCGGAAACCACACCUUUGACGGCGACCAAUACCAGGUCGGCCGCCGUUUAUUCUCGUUGCUCCCCGCGACAGACCACCGCCCGCGCUUCGGCUCGUGCGCCAUCGUCGGCAACUCGGGGUCUAUGCUCGUCACGCGGCGCGGCCGCGCGAUCGACGCGCACGACAUGGUUUGGAGGUUUAACCAGGCGCCCGUGCAGGGGUUUACGCCGUACGUGGGCAGUAAAACGGACUUCGAGAUGCUGAACAGCGCGUGGGUUAAGCAGCUGCUCGAGGGCGACGACGCGGCCGUCGCGCAGUUCGCGCACAUAGGUUGGUGGCGCGGUCUUCCUUCCCCGGGGGAAGAGAACGGCCCCCCCGGGUGGAUUUGGCGCGAGCCCAAUUCCACGAUCGUGCUGUACGAAAUGUUCGACCCCGCGCAAUUUCCGUUCCGCGACGCGUUCCAAAUCGACUUCAAGCAGAAGUGGUGGCGCGCGAACUACGCGAAGAUGCGCGCGCUCUACCCGCGCCGCGCGAUUAUCUCGCUGUCGCCUCAGUACGCCACGUGGGCGCACAACGUGUACAAGGCGCUGCGCGCGCGCUUCGAGGGCGCGGGGUUUGGGGUGUUCGGCGGGGAGAAGCCGAUGUCGGGGUUCUACGCGAUCCUGUACUGCUUGCAGGUCUGCAACAGCAUCGACGUCUACGGCUUCACCCCUUAUCGAGACGAAGACGUUCUGGACCCCCUCGCUCUGCAGUACCAUUACUUUGACCUGGCGCGGCCGCGCGUCGGGUCGCAUUCGUUCGACAUGACGCGCUACUUUUAUGAGCUGUUGGCUGCCAAGUUGGGAGACCAUUUUCGGAUAGUCGACUGA
Messenger RNA from Klebsormidium nitens, 2619 nucleotides. The record is from the annotation of a GenBank genome assembly. Lineage: Eukaryota; Viridiplantae; Streptophyta; Klebsormidiophyceae; Klebsormidiales; Klebsormidiaceae.